ACACCUUUAUUUCAUCUUUUCACGACAAGCACUUCAUCCGGCUUUAACCUUUUGAAGGAAAUGUUACUUAGUUAACAACAUUUUCAUGGGCUGUUUCAAAAGAAAGAAACGAAACACAGUGAGCUAGCCACGCCAUCGAAAUGCGCAUUUUUCCGCUGGUCCACGCACUUGUCAUCGGAUUUCUUUUUUUGAUCGCAUUUGGAUCAAGCUCGAGUAUACCACCAGCAGAAUCAAGUAAGUGUUAUUUUCCUCCUUUGCCUCUGUAAAGAAAGUUUUGCAAAGCAUUUAACUGCGAAAUGGAAUAAGCUAAUAAAUAAGUUCAAUUUCGUGCAAUUACCCCGAGGUUACCCCGUAUCGAUCGGUGUGUUCGAUACGAUUGUUUCUACAGUACACUGAAUAUGAAGCUUUUUAACUGCGUUAAGGUUUUCUCUAUCACAACACGUAGUUUGUGUUUGUAGUCGGUGCAAAGAAGACGAAAGAAACUGGGGUUUUGGUUUUGACCGAAGCGAAAAAUUGUCUCGCUAUUGUCGAGGUGGUGAUGGUUGUUGACAUUAGCAACAUUGUCAAGGUCAAUUUGUGGAAGCACGUUUUCUUUUGGCAGUUCUUUAUUUUGUAAUUUAUUAUAUCCACUUUGAAAUCACUGGCUAUCCGUGCAAUCUGAUUGGCUCUCAGCAGUGUGAUUUAUUCCUAAAUCGCACCAUUUUUUGCUCUAAAUCGCAUCUGUUCUAAAUCGCGUCAUUCAUGUUCUAAAUCGCAUCAUUUCUGAUUUAAAUCGCACCAUUUUUCUUCUAUAUAUCGCAUCAUUUCUGUUUCGAAUACAAAAUGAGACGUAAAAGCCUUUUUGUUUCGGCUUUUUAACAAACCGGCUACUCGAUCAAUAAAAUAUUAGUACUGAGUAAAUUCUGCGAUUUCAAAAUGGAUGUAAUAAAGUGGUAAUUGAACUUCGUGUCGUGCAAUUUUGGUCUGAAAUCAUACUUGUGAUUUCAGACCAAAUUGCACUCCACUCAGUUCAAUUACCAUUAUCAAUAAACAAUUAUUGGAUGAGGUUGAUCAUGAUAUCAUGAAUUAUCAAAACCGAGGUCUGUGUUAUCUGCCGAAGCCGAAGGCUGNAAUGUUUGAUAUUUCUUCUCAAACAAAAUCAUUUUUGAAGGAGAAAUUAAGGAUGCAAAAAUGAGCAGUUUUUCAUCUGAUAUCCAAACACUCAUUAAACAUUAAUUUCCUUUGAAUUUUCUUUAUGAAUUAUUAAUGAGUUUGAGAACAUUACUUCAACAAUGAAAAAGCCAACAAAGCUGCAUUUUCCACUAUAUUUUUACCCCAAAAAUAUAGUUCUUGUAAAGUUAAGAACCUCCCUACGCUGUAGCUUAUAUCGAAAAUGUAUCACUUUGGGUCGUAGGAAAAUCUCUGUGUAGUGGAUAAAUCAUGGGUUAACGAAUCCAGUAAGUUAUCCACUAAAGCGUAUCCAGUGAAAACCGCUGCACUCUUUGAAGUGAAUAAAUCUCCCACCAGAUGAAAAACAUUUUCUGAGGUGACAAUUUCACACCUAUAACAGUGAUAAUUUUAUAAUUCGUGGACUUUGGUGAUGUGCACUAACAAUGCCCUUUUUCUUUAACAACAGGCCAUGAGGCAAAAUUUAUUACUGAACCAAAUGACGGCUUAAUCCUGCCUAGUUCCCGAGCAUCUUUGUCCUGCGAAGCUAAAUUUGUUUCCAGUCUUAAGUUCAACUGUUCAGGAGGUGUCAUUCCUAGAGAAAUAUACCUUCGUGAAAAUAAACGUAACAAGACCAAGUUAAUUGUCGCCAUCUCCAAGAUCAAGCCUGAUGAUCUUCUUGAGGUUUCCUGUGUUUGUGAAGCUAUUGGUUAUAAUGGCUUAGUAUUAAGGAGUAAAGCUGCGGUAGUAAAGAAAGCUUGUAAGUACUUUGCUUAAUAUAAAUUCUUCUUUUUUAAUGUACCAGUCAAUUCCAAAACUGCCCAUGCCUCCCCCCACUUUACUGGGUAAAUCCCUGGGCAUUUGACUUUGGUGAAAAAUUUCCGUCAAAUGCCUCUGUAUGUUGGCAGUUUAGAUGGUCAAAUGCCCUACAGGCUAGCACUUCAAAAAGUGUCAAAUCCCUCACCCACCUGGUGAGGUAUUAGGGACCUUAAGAUGGGAUGGCAGUCAAAGCUCUUUUUGCCUUGCCAUCAUUGCAAAACUACAAGGUGAAGAUUUCACUUUUUAUGGAGGACAUAAACAAGCAGUGUCGAAUUUAUCUUUCUCUAUCUGAAGUUUGGAUGUGCGUCUUGGAUUUCAACACCAGGAAAAAUUUUUAAGUAUGUGACGUCUUCGCUUCGAUGCCAUCCACUAACUGUUCAAAAAUUUUCCCAUACAUCAAACCGUUUAUUCAAAUGUAAAUAUCCUACUAAAUAUAACAGAAAUAUCUUAAGUCUCUGAAAGCUGUCUUACAGAGGUUGUUCACAUUUUCAAUAAAAUUGUGCAUUCCAGACAUCCCACAUGUAACAGAGUCUUUCAAAGGCUUUGAAAUGCCUUAACAACACAGUGAAUAUGGAGGCAAUGACCCGUGAACAUGCUGAGUGAAGGGAUUACAACAUCCUUUUGCUUUUGAUGCUGACCAGCGUUUUGAUACAAAAGGGGUGGGCAGCUAGCCUCAUUAUGGGUCAAAUUUGCUACUGUACAAGAAGCAAAACUCCAGUCAAAUGCCCGCAAUAUGCCUGGGGAGGGAUGGUCAGUUUUGGAAUUGACUGGAACAUAAAAUGAACAUGAAGGGUAGAAUUGCAGUUUACAAACAAUUUACCAGUGAUGGCGCGUACUGUCCAAUUACUUAGGCAUGACGCGUACUGUUCUAUUAAACUGUCCAAUUAAGGCUGAAAUCAGGGCAGUUGAGAGCCAAUCAGAUUUGACAAUUUUGUUAUAGUUAUGAUUACAGAUCAAAUUGGAUAACACAAAGUUCCGUUAUAACUAUAACAAAAUAUACAUUAUAUACAUUAAGCUAUUUUUAAAAUCAAAACUCAAGCAAGCAGUGAAAAUAAAAGCCGUUUAAGUGCGUGAUGGCACGUACUGUCCAAUUACUUAAGCAUGAUGCGUACUGUCCUAUUAGUACUGAAAUCAGGACAGUUGAUAGCCAAUCAGAUGUAAGAAUUUUCUUAUAGUUAUGAUUAAAAUACAAACUCUUUUUCCUUGCCUCAUGUGUUUGUUAUUAGAAUAGGGGGGAGAAUUUAUCCUGGGUUAUCACAUGGGUCACUCUAGUAAGUGGCCAGCUCCAGUUUCUGUGUCCUGAGAGUGACCACUUGCUGACUUGGGGCGCAAGGCCGGUGGCACAGUGGUGAGAGCACUUGCCUCCCACCAGUGUGGUCCAGGUUCAAAUCCCAGUGUCAACUCUAUAUGUUGGCUGGGUUUGUUGUUGGUUUUGUCCCUUGCUCUGAGAGGUAUUUCUGCAGGUACUCUGGUUUUCACCUCUUUCACUCAAUCUGGAACUCACAAACACAUUGAAACAAGUUCUUACGAGAAGUUAAGAAUUCCUAUGUAGUUGCUUCAUGCAUUAGGAAAUUACAUUUUACAAUGACUAUUUAAUUUUAUUUGCAAGCUAGCACUCAUUGCACAUGUAUUUAUUUGUUUAACUGAUAAUGUACAUCCUCAUAGGUAUUUUAAUUUGCAUUUCAUUUCAACUUAUGGCCUUCAUAUUAUCUCUUUCCCAGAUCUUGGUGAAAACAUCAUUAUUUCACCUUCUGCCCUUAAGGUAGCAAAGGGCUCUCAGGUGACCCUUAAUUGCCACCUCCCCGAUGCACUCCCAAGCCCAAAUGUGUCAUGGCUAAAAGAUGGUGUCCCUUUGGAUGUGGACUAUGAUGGGAGAGUUGAGGUCAUAAACCAAGAUAACCUUUCUCAGGUUGUUUUUAGGAAGGCAUGGACAUCAGAUUCUGGCUAUUAUUCUUGUCAAGUAUCAAACCCUGUGGGAAGACGAAUUGAUAAGGUCAAACUUAAUGUGUAUGGUAAGUAUAAGAAAUAUAUUACCAUUUAGAGAUGUACAUGUGUAGAAGAAAUCUCUACACUGCGUCAAAAACUCUUUCAUUAAAAAUUUGGUUCUGCAUAAGUACACUUGACACUGUAUUCUGGGGGUUACAAGUUACAUGUAAUAAUAUUAUUGUUAAUCCCAUUGUUUUGCAUCUACAUGUAGGUCAGUGGGCUCUUUUUAACACCUUCAAAUAGUAGUAGAAUUAUGUCCACUAGCCCUCUUCAUCAAAAUGGUCCUUUUUCUUUCAACUUGUACAGAACUAACACCUGUAUCUUACAACGGUUUCUGUAGCUUUUUACUGAAGUGGCUCCUGGUCAUGGAAUAGGGGCCUUUCACCUCCUGCAUCUUGCAGCCUUUCCGUGUAUAUUUUUAUGUGUAAUUUGCCACAUUAAAAAAUGGUGGCUUUCAUAAGCGAGGAGGAGUUGACAGAAAAAAUGGUAUCAAAGGUUUAUUAUUUUGUUGAAAUUUGCAUUGCAUGUGGAUUGUGCAGUGACGCAGAAACCCAAGUUGCCUUUAUAUAUAGGGUUGGUGGGACCUUCACGACAGGAUAUUUGCAUCUGGGCACCCAUCCUGUUUCUAACUCUGCCUGACACAACUUAACUUGAGUGGCAGUACAACUGUAUUGUGAGGGUUAAAUUAUGCAAGAUAUAUUUUUCUAGUUUAAGUCAGGCAGUAAUGUUCUUGAAUAAAUAUGGACCAAUUUACAGUGCAGGAAAAGAAGCAAUCCUUGGAACUGUGUUCAAAGUGUACAUGUGUACUUUUUUUUUAUUAUCACAAUUAUUGGUAUUGUAAGGGCAAUACAAGGUACGGUUACUCCUAAACAAGAAUGGAGACCGGCCUCCAUUUUUAUAACUAAUUUUCUUUAAGAUAGACAACCAAUAGCUAAAGUUUGACAAAAACCACUCAGCAGGCUCAGUUAUAGAGGAGUGACCUCAAGUGACAGAUGGUCAAGGCCAUGUCAGACCACCAGUAACUGACUCUUAUUGAAACCGUUGAUCUUGUACUCACCCCUGUCUCAGUGAUAAUUAUUACAGCUCUCACUAUUAUUUUAAAUGUCAUGUUGUUUUAGAUAUUUUCAACUCAUGAGUAGUGUUCUCACUUGCUCUUAGUUGAUGGUGGCUGGUCUGCAUGGAAGGAGUUUUCACCUUGUACUGCACAGGACUGUGGAAAUGGUACCAGGAUGAUGAGACGCUUCUGUACAAAUCCAUCACCUGAAAAUGGUGGAAAAAUUUGCAAAGGACUCCCCUUCAAGAACGAGUUUUGUAUGGGACAUUGUCCUGGUAUGCUAGACUUUGACGCGAAAAUAUAUAAAUAUAAUUUCAAUUAUAAUGACAGUAUAAAUUAAAGAGUUGCUAUAGUUAUAAUGGCUCAGUCAAUCCAUGCUGCCCAUUCCCCCUCCCCCCCCCCCCCCCCCAUUGCCCCCUUCCCCCCCCCCCCCCCCCCCCCCAGGUAUUUUGUCAUUGUUUUUUUUGGAACAGCUGCAAUUGCCCAGUGGUGGGUCAGCUGUCUCUCACAAAAAAACUCACUGUGGGGCUUAAAAAAGUGUGCAAAUGCCUCACCCUGUGACAACACACGCACAAAAAAUAGUGGUGUUGCAUUUUCACAUAAAUGUAAGCUGAAAAUGCCAUAUUCAACAGGGCAAUACACCAGUGAUUUAACAAUAAAUAUUUCCAAUAUUUAUAUAACAAUAACAGUACUUAAAUAAUAUUAUUUACUUCACAAUUACACACUCAUACCAAAUUUGGAAACUCUUGAAAAAGAUUAAACUAGCUAUGUGUGUCUUUGGACAACAAUCAGACUCUUCUUCAGUCAGUUGUAUCAAUUGUGAGACCAAGGUAAACUCCUUGAAUUAAAACCAUAACUUUCCUCUCUGUUAAUUUUAACAUAACUUUUGCAAUCUCCCAUAAAUAAUUACAUACGACUCUUGGUUUGGCUUUCCUACAAAACUAAAUUUAUCUGUAUAAUGCGUCUUUUGGUGUUCUGCGAUUAAUUGCAUCAUGUCCUCUUUUUAAUUUCCCUGUUCUUGUGUACAACUUGAAGUAAAUGAUCCAGCCAUAGUUAAAGCAAGAGACAUCUUUAGACAAAAAUCAGAAAUUUCCUGGAAGGAUGCAACAAAUACUGUGGGGUUGGGUGGUGAUGGAACGAAAACCACACAUAUCUUUUUUAGAGCAUAUGUUAUUAAAAAUAUUCUUCAUAGAAAUAUCUAUAGCUUAUAUCCUUUAUACAUGUACAUAAAAUUGUUUUCUUUUUUAUUUUAAAAUGUUGCCUAGAUUAUGAAAUCUAUCAUUCAAGAUUUAAUAUGCCGGUGGGGGGAUCGAAUUCCCUAUAUUUCUUAUAAGCUCCUUGGCGUCCCUGAGAUUUCCCUGCUGUUUACUACUUUAAAUUAAUUUUUAAUCUUAUCAAACACCAUUUGUUAUGACUUUAUUGCUACUUAUUGUAAUUUAUUUUGUGUUACAAAAUGAGUAAAGUGAAAUUAAUGUUGAAAAGGCACAAUAAUAACUGUUUCUAGAAGAAUUGACAAGUGCCCCACCCCUGGGGAGAGGUUUUCUGACAAAUUCCCCACCACCGGGACUCAGUGUUCCAGCCAGAGCGCGCCAUGGCGUGAAUCCCACAAAAGAUCGAGAGAUGGCCCCCACCAAAAGCGUUCAAGGGCCAUUAUGGCCCUUUCCUUUUUUAAUUGCCUGGGCUUAAAAUGGUCUCUGUUACUUCAACUACAAUAAUGUUCCAAUUAAACAGAAUUUUUAAUCUAAAGAACAAUGACUCCGUACCUUUGUACACAACAUGAAAAUCAAUCGAUGAAUCUUCUUGAGUUUACCUGAUUUACCGAGAGGGGUCUGGAGACCACUAAGCCUCGACUUGGCUUUUGUAAUAUCGCAGAAGCUCAUGGGUAUCCAUCAUGGCAUCUCGAAAAACGAUAAACCUGACAAACGCAUCUUCGAAGUCUAUCAAAAGUUUUUUCUCAGAAGUAACGAAAAAGUGGAUGGAGACGAAGCAGUUCAGAAUAAGCGAAUGAAAGCAGAUCUUGAUGGUGAAGUGGAAAAUGAGAUGAAAAAAAUUACUAUUUUUAUUGCAUACAUUCUGAUUGUACUGUUUGCUUUAUUACCGAAGAUUUCCUCUAUUGUGUAUAAAAAGGGACGCUCCAUGUCAGCUUCAAAUAAACUGACAUUUUCAUUUCCUUAACUUUCCAACUGCUUCUUCUCUUUUGCAUAUUAGAGAGAUACUGGUACAUUGGCCCUUUCUUGAAAUACCUGGCCCCCAAAAAUGGGUUGUAAGGACCACUUUUGCCCUCAAGCACAAUUUUCUGGCUGGAACACUGGGGACUGAUAAGAUGACAAAUGCCCUGCAAAUGUCGUGGGGAUUGGCAUACUUGGAAUUGUCUAAGCCGUUGAGGAAAAUGCUGCAUGGUUUUGUUUGUUCAAUAUCAUGUAGAGGGGUACCUGGUAAUUUUUACUUUUAUUUUGCUUAGGUUUGAAAAUCAACUGCCCUGAUGACAUUUCUGUGUAUGUCAACGAUUCAGAUUUUAAGAGAAAAGUUGUAUCUUGGAAUUUUAGUAGGCCAGAAGUGAAUGAAACAGAGUAUAGUAUUGAAGUAACUCCACCAUGGGCUGUCCCACCUGUGGAGCUCGUCAACUGUUCAGAAAAUGCUGUUUAUGUCAUUACUUACGUUUUGAGGGAAAAGAAUGGACAGACAGCUAACUGUUCCUUCAAUAUAACAGUGCGCCGUAAAAAAGGUGAGGUUCAGUUAUUUCAUUUUUUUUGGUGUUAUCCUGUACUACUGAUGUCAUUUUACCAGAUAAUAAUUGUUACAAACAUCUUCCAAAUAUGUUGAAUGCUAGCUGGUUAUGAAGAGUUAGGUGAUGGAUUUGAGCCAAUCAGACUCAAACAAGAAAUAUUUUGAGUAAAUAACAAAGUUUUAUAACAAUAAGCUGUACCUCUCGUUAUUGUAAUUGAAGAGCAGUACCUGACGAAUAUUCAUAGGUUUCAAGGCUCAAAAUAACAGCCUAUCAAUGGACAAUAUCUGGCUAGAAUGGGGACUUGACUGGCAAAAAAAUUCACUUACCAUGUUGACUAGUCACGCAUGCACUCUUAUUCUUAAAAAAAACCCCAGCCAAAUGCUCCUUUUGGUUCCAUUCUGUUCAAGUUAAAACCAUCACUUUAUCAAUGCUGAAAACCAGCACCGACCAUCUUAAUGGUGAUGAGGAAGCGGGGGGUGGGGGAGGGGGGGAGGGAGGGAGUGGUGGGGAGGACCUGUUUGUAUCGUACAUUUUCAUUGUAGAUAGCUGUAUAUGCUUAUCAUAGUCAAUUUUUUUACUGUAAAUAUGCAUUGUUUGAAAGACAACACAACAUCUAGUUUGCUUAAUAACUUUAUUUUCUCUUUUUUUGCUAAAGCAAACAUAGUUGACAAUAUAUCAACUCAACCUCCAAGCAAUACCCUAGCUUUCAGUCCAGGAACACCUAGUAAGUGAAGGUUAUAUUUUAACAGGUAUAAGAAGGAAGAUUAUGUCACAUCUGGGCUCAAUAAUAAUUAUUAUUAUUUCAGUUAAUAUAAGAUAAGUGCUCUUCUAUAUAUAAAGGUAUUAUUUAAUGCAUUUCCAUUUAUUUACCAAUUUUAUUUUUUAAGUAUUUCUUGAUGAAUGGAUGAAAAUUCUGUCAAUUCCUUUUGUACUAUUAAAAAUGUAGUACUAGAUUCAGAAUACCUACCAACACCUUACAGCUACAUUCGCUAUGUUCCAACAUUCUUUUCUGUGUUAGUUAAUGACAGAAUGGGAUCAAAGUGUAAGGUAACUGGCUUGCAGACUGCCAUUUCCCCUAAAAUUUACCUAAUUGUAGUUAUUCCUGCCAGGGAAUUCCUAGCCUGCGAGCAAGCUCUCCUAUUUGGGCGAGUGAAGCGAGUCUCGCGAGAACGCGCGAGCGAGCGGCGAAGCCGCGAGGGGCCGGCGAAAGGAGAGCUUGCAACCAUCCCUUACAAAUUUUCAUUUGUACUUCGCCCAGACGAAGGGAAAUACCAUUGGCUGAAAAAUGACGUUCCGGAAAUCAAAGUUGAUUGAUAACAGGCUAAGCUGGCACCCGCUUCGUCUGUGUGUCAAAUUUGGUUCUCAGGGGGAUCAGAUUGGUACCGAGAACUUGUUUCAGCCCUCAAAGCAGACGGGCUCGUUUGAUGUAAUUCUCGUAAAGAGAAUAUUGCGAGCCGAGGAUAAGUCGGAUCGAGUUUGUAGUUCUUGUGGAAGGAAAAUGAAAACCCUUCAUCACUGAGUUGUAUUCGUUUGUGUCAAGCACCUUGUUUAGUUCUGAAAACCGGGAGAGUGAAAGUGAAGAGUGAUUCAAGCGCUGUUUUCCAACAUCGGUUUCUUCGCCCGGUUGAAUUCUACUGGGUAGAAAAAUUCAGACACAUGUACUUGACAGUGUAACUGUGUAGCGUGACCGUAAAGAAGGAAAAGAGAAAGAGUUGGAAGCAACUGGAGUAAAGCUUAAGAGAACCAAGUGCAGGAAAACGCUAUUCUCCAGUUCCAGACGGACAAAUAUAUGAUGUUUUUGUUGGUGAUUGCGAUGGGGAGUAGUCUUCUACACUGCAGUAGGAAUGACUUUUCAAAAGUAAACGAAACGAGAAUCAAAUUAGUGAGUUCUUAUCCGAGCGGACACGUUGAAGUUCGAUGUCCCCGUGGAAAGAAGACAUAUAAAAACAUUGCUUUGAUGCUGUUGCGAAAGCGAUUUAUAAAUAAAUAAAUAAUUCUACGCGUCCUCGCCUGUCGGUUGUCACUUUUCUAAUCUGCGGCACGUUUGGGGUGACAGUUUUCACGCUUUGUGGAGUCCCGGGGUUUCCGGGGUGGAAAUGAAAAUUUAUGAGAGAUGGUUGCAAGCUCUCCUUUCCUCGGCCCCCUCGCUCGCGCGUUCUCGCGAGGCUCACUUCGCUUACCCAAAUAGGAGAGCUUGCUCGCAGGCUAGGGAAUUCCAGCAAGUAUGUUGAAAAAUUAAUGCAGUUCUUGGGCUCUGAUACAUCUUUGUUUUCUCAUGGCCCAUGGGCAAAUGGAUCACCCUGUGAACAGAGCUUCCAUCUGUCUUCUUCUGUGAAGAGGAGAGAAAGAGGCACUGCCUGAGUCAGGUGAAGACUUUGAGGUCGCAGCAGCCCAAACUUCUGGACCAGUCAAUCUUGUUCUCUCUUGUGAAACUGUUUUUUCGAGUGCAAGGAUACAUGAAUUAUUGAUAAACCAAUGAUCAUAACUGAGCCUACUAUAUCCUUAAAGCAACAUGCAGCGCAUGCUCAACAAAGAUCUUACUUGAUUCAUGCAGAGUCUUUCUUGAGUACAUCGUCAAAAUUGAGUGGCUCUGCUAGCAGGGUGCAAAUGAAAUGUUUUCAAUCUGGAUUUAAAAAGAGAGAUAUUAGCAGCACUUUGUAUAUUGUUAUUUAGUGAACUGAAAAAUUAAGGACCCUGAAAUCUUGUACCAAAAAUUCCAAAUUCCAAUUUGACCAGGAAUGAAGUAGACAAAGAACCACUUAGUGCAUGUGCUACCUUUACAUAAAAUUGUUAUUUAUUUCCUUUAAACUGACGUUAUGAUUUUGAGCUUACUAUAACUACUACUGACAAGAUCAAAUUAAUCUUUUGGCUAGAGUCUAGUAAUUCUAUACCAAUACAACUAGUACUGAAAGUAAGAAGAUCGAUUUAUAAGGGGACUUAACUUCAGGUUUGAUUGAUAUUAAGUGUAUUUUUAAAGCGUUUUUAGAGAUAAACCAGUUUGGUGGACAGUUUUUAAUUUGUUCACCUUCAAUUUUCAGCACCCUGACUAUGAUAUACCCAGAUGAAUUUGCCAAAUCAGACUGUUUACACACUUUAGGGUUGCAACCAUAUUAGAGCUGUUUUUGCCCAGGAAAUCACACAAUAAAAGUUAAAUCAUUUAAGCAGCAUUUUAGAAUGACUUGUCACUACUUUUUUGUUCUCUUUAGGUGCCAUUAAAAUAGGGAUUAUUGUAGGAGUGAUCGUGAUUCUGCUGGUAUUGAUAGUAGUAUUUGUAUCAAGAUUUUCACAAAAAUCAAGACAGAUGAAAACAGCUCGAGCAUACACUCCGGAAAGUGGACUUGAAUUAGGUAAAUUAACAUUCCUAAAUGGGUGACCCAUUUGUAUGUCCAGCUAGUGUUUGUUUUAGUCAAUAGCGAAGUUUUGAACUAUUUGUUGGGUCAAAUCCUUAAGGAAAAGGCCAUUAUAUUAGCCUAAAUUUCAGACGAUUACUUUGAGUCCUUUUUACCCCGUCAAUAACAACGUUACUGAGGGAGUGAAACUGACUCAAAGUUAUUGUCUGAAAUUCAGGCUGCCAUUAUGGGAUGAGUUUGUUGUUGCCCUUACACCAAGAGGUUUUCUGCAGAAAUUCUGGUGUUCCCCUCUCCACUUUGUGGAUGUGCCACCGCUAAAUCAUUAUUUAUUCACUUAUUUAUUUGUUUACAGUCGACUCUCUCUUUACAGUCGACUCUCUCUUAUUUUAUGGUCGUGAAAGUAAUGAAUGAUAAUCAACCAAGCGAACAUAGUGGAUAUCAGAUUCACAUAGUGGAUAUCACAGUGGAUAUCAGAAGUGAAUUAAUAGUUUAAAGAAAAUGUUUACGGCACUUUUAAAGUAGGUUGACUCUGCUUUUAAACCGUUAGCUUGUUCCAGGCGUUCAGAUACAGGGGAACUGGGUGAUACGAAAAGAUUUAAGACAGAAUCCAGCAGGAAAUUGAGUAAUUUUAAUUUUCAGUCAACAAAAACCUUGUACCAAAAUAAUUAAAUAAUAUAGCAUUCUUUUCACAUUUUUCAAGGGCUAUAGAUGUAAUUUGCUAUCUGUAAUAACUCCAAAGAAAAUUUCUCAUGAGAGCCCGAGAAAAUAAACGUCAAAUUUCACAAAAUGACACCUUACACUAGAAAUUUUGAAGAAUUUUACCUGUGUUUUCACAAUUCUUGUGAAAUUUGACAUUUAUUUUCUCAAGCCACCAUGAGGAAUAGUCUUUGUUGUUUUUUACAAGUAGCUUGAAGAGCGCACAUUGCAUGGAGGGGAUGGCUGAAGGAAAACUUUUUUUUCCCCUUUUGAAGUCGGUAAAAACGUCAGAAAGGCCUUUAGGGCAAAGUGUCUCAACUGAUUUUGUCACCGAUUGUAGAUGGGGCAUAUUUCUGGAGGGGGCUAAUAAUUAAGACAGAAUCCAUCAGGAAAUUAAGUAAUUUUAAUUUUCACCUUGUACCAGAAUAAUUUAAACAAUAUCGCAUUCUUUUCUACAUUUUUCAAGGGCUAUAAAUAUAAUUAGUUACCUGUAAUAAUACCGAACACACCAACUUUGAAUGGAGGGAAUGGGUGAGGGGUGUGGAUUGUUUUGUUCACUGAAGUACAAUGCCUCAACAACUUUGUUGUCGAUUUAGCUUGUAUUGAAUUGAAUUUGAUUCAUCAUAACGCUUUGAACCUUGAUUAAAAACCAGUAAACGCAAAACGUAUCUUGAUCAGCUCUACUAUAGCUUUUUUGGAGGCGCUUUUUCCAAAACGAGGAAAUAAAAUGCAAUUAUCUUAAAGGAAGGAAGCAUUGUGAUUGGCCAAUAGACAAUUGAACUAUAUAAGAACCAGUCAAGUGAAUUUUACCUUGUAUAUUAAGGGUAAUCAUACGACUUUUCUCGUUCAAUUUGGUAUCUCUUUGCACUCCUGUGUUUUUUAAAAAGUAUUAAAAUUGCGUUCGCCCUACGGACAUCUUCAAUUUCGAUACUUUUUGAAAACCGCAGUUUCUGCAAAUAAAUUCCAAAUUGAAAUCUUUAAGUCUUAUGAUUACCUACACAUACAUGCAUGUUGUUUAUUUCUAGGGUCAUUUAAAAAAGCUACUCUGGACAGCACAUCACCACUUAUCACUCGUUCAUCAUCCUACGAAGAGUCGUCCCCCGUACUACGUAGUGAAAAGCUUCGGGCAGUUUCUCCGACUUUUGACGAAGAGUUUGAUUUUGUUUGGCUUCCCCUCCAAGAAUCCCCUAAGAGCAGGCGUGUCGAACAAGAAGAAUUUAAAAGACCUGCUACUGAAACCACUGAAGUUGAAAUAGUCAAUGAAAGGACGAAGAAUAGGGAGCAAAGAUACGAAAGGACAAAUUCUUCUAUCAGUAACAAGUCGACUGCUUCAGAUAUCUCUCGCAUGAUGUGGAAUAUUUCGAACCUCCCAGAAAAUGUGAAUCCCAAGAUGAUGGCGUGGGGACUAGUGGACCAUAAUGGAGGGAGGUUCACCAUAGGGGACACAGGAGUGAGCCUCAUUGUACCACCCCAGGCUAUCCCAGAGGGUCACACUGAAGGCAUAUAUAUAGCUAUCAUGGACCAAGAAAAGGACCAUCCUCAUAUCACCGCCAAAGAGUCCCUAUUGAGUCCAGUUGUGAAGUGUGGCCCAAAUGGCCUCAAGUUCAAGCGUCCUGUGGUUUUAAGCCUGCCACACUGUGCUCUCCUUGAGGACGGUGCCUGGAAUUUAAAAGGUGAGUAGGUGACUGUUACUUCUUUUUACACCCGUCCGUGAUUGUUCGAAAGUUGCAUAGCGAAUAAGAACAACCGCAUGUAGGAGAGAUAUGGAUAAGUGACAGUGAAACCAAUUGUACUAUACGCAGUGAUUUAUCCACUAGAUAGUACCAUCCAGCUUUCUAAACAACUUUGGUCUGAUACGUAUUUCAUUUUGGUGUGUACAGUUCAUUCGGCGGUAGAUUGCAAGCCAGUCGUACAUUUUAUAGUCAUUUUUUCGCACUGGAAUUGCAAAUAUGAUUGUACGACGCCUUUAAACAAACGAGAGAAAAACAGAGUGACGCUGGGGAGAGCCGUGGCUUACGAGUCUUGUGUCUUCCGCGCAAAGGAGAAUUCACGCUUUUCGCCAAUUAGGUCAAAUAUAACCCAAAGAAUUUAAGUUUUGUAUAGUAAUUCUGCUCGAGCUGUCACCCACCAGUUUGAUGGAAAACAACACUGACUUUGCCAUGUGCGCAACGAGUCUUAUUUCCUUUUUUUUCGUCUCGUUUCUUCAUUUGAAUUUGCAUUCUGUCUUCUUUUCUAACGCAAAUGCAGGUUUUUCUAAAUAUGGUCUUUAAAAUUUUGUUAGAAUUUUUAUUAUUGAUUCAGUCAAAAUAUAAACCAGAUUGAAAACGUAUAAUCUUAUCUAGAACAUGCUGCAGUGUGGGCAAUUGGAUACGCUCAACUUCAUUUUAAAUCUGUAAGUCCCAAAAGUGAUCAACAUCAGUUUUCUCCCAAGAAUAUCAAGACAUUAUCAAGAGAAAAAGUUAUGAGAAUUGAUAAGAUGAUCAUCUAAGAAAAUGCUUUGAUCUUGGAUCAAAUUCUCUCAUUUAAUAAUAAGGAAAUAUAUGGGGAUCAGUCUGGAGAGUAUGCUUGUGGAUAAAAAGGAUACCCAGAGUUGGUCCUUGUCGUUGCAGAUUAGUUCUUUUCUCUGAUUUUCUAUAGAGUACUAAAGUGAUGACGUCAUAAAAACGAAAUUUCUGAAAUUAUGGGAUUUGUCAGGAUAUUCUGAAAGAACAAUGUCCAAGAGGCCUACUUACCAAAAAUGAGCAUUUCGGGGCAAAUUGUCUUAGGGACAAUUUGCCCAGAAAUGCUCAUUUUUGGCAAAUAGGCCUCUUGGGCAUUGUUCUUUCAGAAUAUCCUGACAAAUCCCAUAAUUUCAAAAAUUUCAUUUUUAUGACGUCACACUUUAGUACUCUAUUAGGCAGACAGAUUUCCACUGUCACCUGACGCACGGAAAUUUUAUGCGCAGAAAUAAAUCAGAGGCAAUGUAAAAGAUCGGGCGUAAACGUAAAAGUUCAGCGACGUUCAACUUUUACGUUUAUUCUUACGCAGGACACUUCAUAUGUUGCCUCUAAUUUAUUGACUCUCGUUAAACUACGUGUGUACGCAAGUAAAGAUUACGCGGCAGUGGAAAUCCAUCUUAAGACGGACACCUACGGUCAAUCCAAUGUUGCUCCUAGAAAAGGUUUUAUGUUGACACCUUUUCUUCUUUUCUCUAUCCAUAGUCCAGUACAACGAGACAGAGUCGGGUGCGCCAGCAGACUGGAAACAAUUGAUUGACAUCAAUAAGCAGGAUGGCUCAGAUCCUUGCUUAGCUUUAUUGGAACCAAACAUGGUUUAUCUAAUGGUGGAUCAUUUCACGUCAUUUGCUGUAACUGGAAAUUCAGCUGCCAGUGAACCAGCCAAGAAAAUAGUAAAGAUUGUAGCAUAUGUGUCACCUCCAGCCCAGGCAAAUGGUGACUGUGUGGUGAGAGUGUACUGUGUAGGGGAUCUUCCUGUUCAUUUAGAGGUUUGUUUUGUUGUUUUCUUCUUUGUAACGUUUUUCUUCGUUGAUGAUUGUCUCGUGUUCUUCUUUGUUUUGCACAAUGGCAUUUUCACGGCGAAGAGCCUCGUCACUGAACGCCGUCUGAGGAUCGCUUGAGCUUUAUAGUUGAAUGUUACCGAAAUAAGAGUUGCUAAAAUGCGAUGAUGAUGAUGAUUCAUCAUUCGAUACAAAUCUUCCUUUCUUUUCAUCGGCCGAGAGCCCACCACCUGACCUGCAAUAACUGCCUACAAAUAAUAGUUUGCUCAUGCGCAAUGUCGUCCAACUGUGUUUGGCUGCAAAUGAUAUUCUAUUCACGCGUAAAUGAAACUACGCUUUCUCUUCCUUGCGAUCGCUCUUGCGUGAAAAUGGCAAAUAUUCAUUAAAAAAAAAGAAAACAAACAAACUCUGUGAUCGAAUGAUGAAAAAACUAUUGAACUAGGUUAUCGCAAAAUAUGGUGAUUUGUCAGUGUCUCGCAGAUCGAAGCCUUUGGCUUCGCCAAAUAAUUGAUCUGCUCGCCACUGACAAAUCACGAUACUUUGCUCAACCUCGUCCAGUAAUUGUUCAUUGUUGCUCUUCAUAAUCAUCAUAUUUUUUUUUUCUUGGUGCUCUUCCAGAAUUUACACAGUCAAGACACAGAGAGGUUAAAAGGAAUAACAAGGGAGGCACCUCAGCCUUUUUACUUUAUUGACGGUGGAGGUGAUCUCUUAGUCAACCUCACAGAUAAUCACCCGGGCUGGAAAAACACCGGUGUAGAUCAAAAGGUGAGUGACGACUUGCUUGUCCAGUUGCACAUUAUUUUUAAGAGAAUGUCAGAUAGAUUCCUCAAAGUCCCCUAUUAUUUGAUAAGAUCGUCUUGAUCGAGCGCUCUCCGGUGCUCACCGCUCACCAGCUAUUUUGUUAUUGAUUUCAAAUGUACCGAGGGGACGGUUGUCGUGUGGUUUAACCCUUUAUAAACCCAAAGAUCAAAAUUUGAAUUCUCAUUUGUUGCACCUGUUCAUUUCCUACAGGGGUACUGGGGAGAAGUUGUUAAAAUAUCAAGCAAAUUCAUCUUGUGUGAUCAUGUGGGUAAUUCUCAUAUGACCACUCUGUUUUACAAAGCAUUGAUAUUAUUAGGAGAUAUUUACGAUGAUCACUCUUAGGGUUAAAGCGGUUGGGAAAGGGAGGCGAGAAAAAUAAAAUCACCCUAACCCUAACCCAUAUAUUUUUUCUUGCCACCUCCUAAAGUGCCCUGAGUCGAUAAGAUAGUCAUCUUUAAGAGAUGAACUUGGUCAAGAUGGUCGCCUGUAGCGCUCGUUUUCAACGAGGGAACUGUGAACAGUCUAAUCAGUUUAUGACAUUUUAGGAAAGCCUGUUGAAGUGAUUUGCUUGUUUAUUUGUUUGUUUCCUUUUUCUUUUUCGUAGAAAAUCCGUUUUAAACAUAUCUGGGAAGGUAUUGAGAGCAUGCCAAGUCGUAGUUUUACGUUCUCUUUAGUCGACAAAAGCGUGCCCCAGUUCCGUGCCUCCUUUGAAGUCACUCAGGACUGCCAAGAUGGCGACGAACAAGAAGUUAGCGUGUCCACGGCGAUCGAACAAUCGUCCAUAACGAUGGUAAGCGGCAGUAAGAGCUUAAGCAAUGUUUCAGCGUUUAUUUGUUUCCUGCCUCGCGUUAUAUCUAUUCAACCGUGAUAAGUUAUUGUUAAUCUUAAUUUCAGGACCAGGGCAGCAUGUCUGAGUCGAGUAACAAAGCAUCGGAGCAAACCUGUUAUUGCGGAGGAUCGACCAGCUUAUCUAAGGCGGCAAGCGAACCUGUUCUAGAAGAUAACACCGCUGCCGUACUGCAUGCAGGCUCGUUAUGUAGUCAUUUGCAUUCUACGUCACAAGCGAAUAUUCUGCUUGGCGGAGCAGGUCCCGGUAGCCCAACUGGGUCGCCAAUUCAACUGAAAAAUACCUCAUCUGGUUACUUUUCGUUUGGUUUCGAACCCUCGCCAUCGACGGACUCACUUACCUACAGGAUACGUAAUGAACUGAUUUUGAUUCUUGAUCCACCGCAUCCCAAGGGCGAUUGGAGAUCUUUAGCCGGCAGUGUUGGAUUUGAAAUGAAACAUAUUAGGUGGCUGGCAAAUUGCAAUUCCUCUGCGUCUCCGACGGACAUUCUUUUAACAGCGUUAGAGAGCAAGAAAUAUCCUCUCUAUAAACUGGCGGAGAAACUGCGCGAUAUAGGUCGAGACGACGCGGCCAGCCUGGUAGACGCUCAACUCAUGUUGAGAGAGACUGAGGUGUAGCCGGCCGGCACUGAUCAAAAAGAAACGUGCUCUUUUAUGUUUCUUUGGUUUUGAUCUUCAUUUUUGUUGGUUUAUCCGCUAUUGAUGACAUAUUUGCCGGAAGCUACCUAAAACAAGCUGAAGAGAGUCACCUAACACCGAAUGAAGCUCGCACGAAGAGGAUGUUCGUCUAUCAUCCAAAGAUGCUGUUAAUCGUGGAAUGAGAAACGUUUGGAUGAUAAAAUUACGAUCGAAACAAGCAACUUCCGCGGGAUGUUUAAAAGAAAGCUUGUGCCUCUUAUUGAAUGCCACAAAUUUCUUCAGAAUUUCAACUCCCUUUGUCGGUGGGUUUCUUUUGCUCCUCACCACGCAUGCUUACGAUUUGACGUCUGUGGUUUGGCGUGAUGACGCUUUAGUUAGCGCGCUAAAGUGAAAAUUUGAGAAUUGAUUUAUUAUUUAUUUAUUAUUCUCGCAAACAAGCAAAUAUCGAAUAAGUCGUUUUUAAUGUACGUUGUCACAGCACCGUUAUUCGUAUAAAGA
Molecule: messenger RNA, 18059 nt
Organism: Porites evermanni
Lineage: Eukaryota; Metazoa; Cnidaria; Anthozoa; Scleractinia; Poritidae
Source: the annotation of a GenBank genome assembly